Daphnia magna is the source of this 697-nucleotide messenger RNA. RefSeq names its product histidine triad nucleotide-binding protein 3. Lineage: Eukaryota; Metazoa; Arthropoda; Branchiopoda; Diplostraca; Daphniidae. The transcript has 5 exons. Gene Ontology annotation, molecular function: catalytic activity. The record is from RefSeq and is a predicted model, not a curated record. The coding region runs from base 132 to 575 and encodes 147 amino acids.
UCGGACUUCGGAUGCGGUUCUAGUUUUACUAGCAGACUGCUCGAAUUGUCAAAUGUCAAACAACCAAAGAUAAAAACGCUUAAGUAAUUUUACCGGGUUACCGGCGCUCUUUACUGCAUUUUCAUAAAAAUAUGUCUGUGGUGCAACAGUCGUUAAAAUGUGUUUUUUGUCAGAUUUGUCAAGGCCUAGCUCCAGCAAGUAUCGUCCAUCAGGAUCUUAAAUAUUUGGCAUUUCGUGACAUCAAACCAGCUUCAAAGAACCAUCUUCUAAUCAUACCUAGAGAACAUAUCACAGAUGUAAAAAGUCUUACUGUAGAAACUGUCAAGAUUGUUGAGGAGAUGGUUGAAAUAGGACAACAGCUUGUGAAAGAACAUUUAGGAACCUUAGUUGAUUACAGAAUGGGAUUUCAUUGGCCACCUUUCAACUCUGUCAAACAUCUGCAUCUCCAUGUGAUUUUUCCGGAGCAGAGUAUGAGUUUUAUAGGCCGUCAAGUAUUUCGUCCUGGAACCUUUUAUUUUGCAACGCCGGAAACAACAAUCGAUUGGAUCAAAAAGCAUCGCUCUUCGUCUCUGUAGCAGAUGACUUUCUUGUCUUCAAAAUUUUGACCUACAGUCGAAAAUUUAAAAUUCUGAUAAUUGGAUACUGCCUAAGACAUUUAAGUUGCAUAGUUGAUAAAAAUACAUGACUUGAUCAAAGA